GGGCUCUGGGUUCUCAUAGGCUUCAAUGGCUUCCACCUGCAACUUCUCUCUCAUCAACCCUAGAACCCUAGUUAUCUCGUCUUCGUCUCGCCGAUUCCCCAACCCUAGGCCGUGUUUUCAACUCGUUUCGCCAUUCCGGUUCAACUCACUGACCCACCAGCCAACUCGUCCUCGCUCGGCGCCCCAUGCCGCCUCCACGUCCCCAGUUCGAGCGGCUCUCGACGGCAAUAAGAGGAGGGGCGACGGCGAGCCGAGGGAGACGAUAAUGUUACCGGGCUGUGACUUCAAUCACUGGCUCAUCGUCAUGGAGUUCCCCAAGGACCCUGCGCCUACCAGAGAGCAAAUGAUCGACACCUACCUCAAUACUCUCGCUACCGUCUUGGGCAGCAUGGAAGAAGCAAAGAAGAAUAUGUAUGCUUUCAGCACGACUACUUACACCGGAUUCCAGUGCACGGUGUCGGAGGAAACAUCUGAGAAAUUCAAAGGAUUGCCCGGAGUUCUCUGGGUAUUGCCUGAUUCCUACAUAGAUGUGAAAAACAAAGAUUACGGAGGCGAUAAAUAUGUAAACGGGGAGAUAAUUCCCUGCACAUACCCUACCUACCAACCAAAACCUCGCGGAAAAUCCAAGUAUGAGAGUAGAAGAUACGAGAGACGAAAAAGAGACGCCCCAAGACGAGAAACGACGACUCAAUCAGAGCCAACCUCCUGAUAAGUUGUGAAAGCAACCCUUUAUCUCUCAAUCAACUGUGGAAGCAAGCAGCUCUUUGUUCUAUGAGAGAGGGAGAGAGAGGCUCAUCUUGUGGUUCUGAAAACAUUUUUGUUGUCGAUUUAUGAUGAUGAGGGUUUGCAGUGUAGUUUUAGAUUAUAGCCUCGGAUGGUGGGGUCUGGGUAAUCUAAGUGACAACUCAAUAUUCUGUUGCAAAUUGGAAGGCGAGUCUUGGGAAAGAAUUGUAUGUAUUUGUAUGUAGCUUAGCUAGCUAGCUAGCUUAACCCUCUCUUUGCCAACCUCCACCUUGCCAAUUAUAGUAUUGUCUGUUUUACA
Molecule: messenger RNA, 1042 nt
Organism: Diospyros lotus (date-plum)
Lineage: Eukaryota; Viridiplantae; Streptophyta; Magnoliopsida; Ericales; Ebenaceae
Product: DAG protein, chloroplastic-like
Exons: 5
Coding region: 26-709 (227 amino acids)
Biological process (GO): chloroplast RNA modification; cytidine to uridine editing
Cellular component (GO): chloroplast
Source: RefSeq, a predicted model, not a curated record